AUGAGCGCAAAGGAUUCGGCCGAGGUGGAGGCCGCCCUGAACAAGAAACCGUCGCCGUCCAAAAGCCCUAACCAUGCGCUUUUGACGCAGUUAACGCGCCGGGCGGCUAUCACCCAGAUAGUGACUGCUGUUGUGGCCAACAUCACCAUCAUCUCCUCUGGCAUGGGAAUCGGUUUUCCGUCCAUCGCCAUGAUUGAGCUUACAAACUCGACUACCUCAGUGGUGCUCACGGAAUCCAACGCAUCCUGGUUCGCGUCCAUCACAUCCAUCAUGUGCCCGUUUGGAGGACUCCUUUCCGGUUAUCUGCUGGAUAAGGUCGGCCGCAAGAAGACGCUCUACUUUAUCAACGUCAUAUCGAUCGUGUCCUGGGCAAUUAUGUCGUUUGCGAGCCGCACCGACAGCACGACGCUAUUUAUCCAGCUAAUCGUGGCGCGUAUAAUAAUCGGCAUCGCGAUAGGCUUAUCUAGUACUCCAGCAUCGGUGUACGCGGCGGAGGUUGCCCAUCCAAAUCUUCGAGGGCGCCUAACGCUGCUGACAGCGUUCUGCACCGCCAUCGGUAUGCUCAGUAUCUACACACUCGGCUACGUCUUCAAGAACGAUUGGCGAUUUGUGUGCAUGAUCUGUGGGGUGUUCACUGUCGUGUCCUUGCUGACGGUGAUACCCCUGCCCGAGUCGCCUAGCUGGCUCGUGAGCAAAAAGCGCCUCGAGAAGGCGGAACGAUGUCUAAAGGUGAUCCGCGCCAUAAAGGAAGACGACAAUCCCGAGAUCCGGGCCGAACUAGAGGCGCUGGAAGAGAACAUUGCCCGUUUCCGAUCAUCCGGGCAGACGAAAAAGUCCAAGCUGGAUCAGCUGAAGAAACCGGAAGUGUACAAACCGCUCACCAUUAUGUGCACGUUCUUCUUCUUCCAGCAGUUCACUGGCAUCUUCGUGAUCAUCGUGUAUGCGGCCAGCUUCUCGAUUGAGGCCGGCGUAGCGAUCGAUCCGUUUUUGAGCGCGGUUUUCGUGGGGUUGACACGUGUCGUAACGACGGUGUUGAUGUCGUUCAUCUCGGACAAGUUUGGUCGUCGUCCACCGGCCCUGUUCUCCGGGUUCGGUAUGGCCUGCUGUAUGUUUGGGCUAGCCGUUUGUGCCAUCCACCCCGUGAAGGGUACCUCGCUGUCCUGGAUACCCACGGUGCUGCUGGUGGCGUUCAUUUUCACAGCCACACUCGGCUUCCUGACGCUUCCCUUCUCAAUGAACGCUGAGGUGUACCCGACGAAGAUUCGAGGAUUCGCCUCCGGGUUGACCAUCUUCUUUGGCUACACCAUGUCGUUCAUUAUCCUGAAGGUGUACCCUUCGAUGGUUGAAACGAUCGGCAACUCGAACGUUUUCAUACUGUUCGGGUGUAUCUCGAUGCUUGGCAUCGCCUUCGUGUACUUCUUCCUGCCGGAAACGAAGGGCCGCACGCUCCAGGAUAUCGAGAAUCAUUUCCGAGGCAAGAAAUCGUCGGAUAAGCCAGAGGUGGAAAUGACAACGAUUCUUACGAAGGGCAACGAGUCGCAGCAGCGCGAUUGAUGAUGACCAAUGCCGGCUGCGCGAACCAGGCAGCCACGUCUUCUACCCAACAAAAUGAACAACUCAAAGGAACCAAGAACUGUGAUAAGGCACCGGUACGUUAAAGAUUAUGUGCGAUUUUUUAACUUUGUUAUAAUAGAAACUGUUUACUUAUGCAAGUACAUGUAAACGAAUUAAAUGACAGUUUAUAGAAAAAAUGUUACGGGAUGUAGUAUCAAAAAACUCCACUGCCAGCAAACACUUUACACCAGAGAUCGCUAGAUGGCAGAUCGCAAAACCCCAUAAAAGGGCAGCAUACU
Anopheles nili is the source of this 1853-nucleotide messenger RNA. RefSeq names its product facilitated trehalose transporter Tret1-2 homolog. Lineage: Eukaryota; Metazoa; Arthropoda; Insecta; Diptera; Culicidae. Gene Ontology annotation, biological process: transmembrane transport. Gene Ontology annotation, molecular function: transmembrane transporter activity. Bases 1 to 1554 code for a protein of 517 amino acids. The record is from RefSeq and is a predicted model, not a curated record. The transcript is spliced from 4 exons. Gene Ontology annotation, cellular component: membrane.